Molecule: messenger RNA, 360 nt
Organism: Parnassius mnemosyne (clouded apollo)
Lineage: Eukaryota; Metazoa; Arthropoda; Insecta; Lepidoptera; Papilionidae
Source: the annotation of a GenBank genome assembly
AUGGACGGAAAACAUAUUGUUAUACAGUCACCGUAUCACAGUGGAACUGAAUUUUAUAACUACAAGCAUACGUACAGCAUUGUUCUGUUAGCAUUAGUUGACAGAACCUACAAAUUCAUAUUUGCAGAUGUUGGAUGCCAGGGAAGAAUUAGUGAUGGAGGUGUAUUUAGAAAUAGUUUACUAUUCCAGAAACUAAGUCGAGGUGAUCUUAAUUUACCAGCUCUUUCCCCACUUUCUGGUUGUGACAAUGCAAUGCCUUAUGUAUUUGUAGCAGAUAAUGCAUUCCCACUACAAACAAACAUUAUGAAACCUUACCCCGGUGAACACCCAGAAGGAAGUUUGAAAAGAAAUUUCAAUUGA